Babesia ovata is the source of this 915-nucleotide messenger RNA. RefSeq names its product mitochondrial ribosomal protein l28. The transcript has 6 exons. Lineage: Eukaryota; Apicomplexa; Aconoidasida; Piroplasmida; Babesiidae. Gene Ontology annotation, molecular function: structural constituent of ribosome. Gene Ontology annotation, cellular component: mitochondrial large ribosomal subunit. The record is from RefSeq and is a predicted model, not a curated record. Bases 1 to 915 code for a protein of 304 amino acids.
AUGCCUCGACACGCGGCUUUCUUCGGAAAAUACCUCAGGCUGAAAGGCCAGGCUAUCCGCAAGGGGUUCAAGAAAAAUCAGAUCAUACAUCCGAUUCCCGUAAAAGCAUACGGUCGUGUGCCGUCGGCAGCAUCGCAGACAGGCCUCUACCACGAUGAGGACUACAACUACUACUCAAAGGUCGCGUUCUCGCUCAAGCGCACGCGCGUCAAGCUGAAACCUAACGUAUUCAAGAAGGAUAUCGAGUCGAAGCUUCUCAACGUCACCAUUCCAAACGUACGGGUGACCACCAGCGCUAUACACGCCAUGACAUCAGCCGGAGGAUUCGACAAUUAUAUACUAGACACUUCUCCGGAGCACAUGAGAUCGCAGCUCGGUGAGAGGAUGCGGAGUGUGGCGUACUUCUACAAGCAAUUCCCUGACAUCAGGGCCAUGCAGCUGCCGUGGAAGGUGUUUUACUCCGAGCGCAGCAGGGCUGACCCUGCGUUCGCCAUAUACAAGCAUACCAUGGCUAAGCAGCGCAGCGAGGAGAAGGCUGAGCGUGACCGACGCCGAUUCUCGCCCUUCUACCUACCACCAUCCCAUGGUCUCAUGCCGGAGCGGCAGAAGUUCCGCACCCCAGGAACAGAUAAUUAUCCGGAUUCCACGGAUCCUACGGACACACCAGAUAGCAACUCCGGAGCAGGCGCUGAUGCUAGGAAGCUAGACCUGUGGUGGAAACAAGAGGGUCGUGAGGAAGAAUUCCGCCGCCGUCUAGGCCGUGCAACCGGAUUCGACGCGGCGCACGUAGACGUGGACAUGCAAGGAGCGUACCGCAAGGGCGGAGCGCGAGGAGGCGGCGGCCCCCACGGCAAGUCCGUCAGACGCCGCAGCAAGACUUUCCACCCCAUACACAAACAUAUUACGCAUAAUUAG